This is a messenger RNA of Bactrocera neohumeralis, 576 nucleotides long. RefSeq lists its product as uncharacterized. Lineage: Eukaryota; Metazoa; Arthropoda; Insecta; Diptera; Tephritidae. The coding region runs from base 1 to 576 and encodes 191 amino acids. The record is from RefSeq and is a predicted model, not a curated record. The transcript has a single exon.
AUGGAUAUUCCAUUCGCCGUGUCGUGGAAAGAUAGUGUAGCUACGACGGGUGGAGAAGUGAGCAAUCUUUUUGCGUCGUUCUUUGGCAGCAUCUAUGCAGGGAAACUUAAUGAAAAUGGGGAACCAAUGCCCACAGCUCAAGCUGCGGAAGCAUUGACUAGUUACGAUGUGAAACUAUCGGAACUCACCAUCCGCUUCGAUGAAGUGUACGAGCAAAUGUGCAAACUAGAUGGAAAGAAGGGAGCCGGACCAGAUGGAAUACCAAACAUAUUACUGAAGAGCUGUGUAGUCGGACUGGUCGAACCAAUAACCCACAUCUUUAGUAAAUCACUGGAGAUGGGUAUUUUUCCAUCGGCGUGGAAACGCUCGUAUAUUUGUCCAAUUUACAAGGCAGAGUCGAGAUCUGAGGUGUCCAACUACAGGCCAAUAUGCAUACAACAUAGUUUUGCUGCAGGUGAAUUUCGCCUUCAAGAAUACGAUCUCGACCAAGCAACAUGGGUUCUUUGGCGGCAGGUCUACGACUACAAACCCUUACCUGUAUGUCGACCACGUACUGAGAGCGUUGGACAAGGGUGA